AUGGCGGAGUUCAACAAGGAGGGCCAUGCCCUCGGCAAGCCCAAGAUGCGGCCUGGGGGUGCGGACAUGAGCGAGGACUGCAAGAAGGAAGACAGGCUUCUGACAAAACGGCAGCAGCGCCUAGAGAGCGACCUCAAGAACGUGAGGAACCAGUUUGAGCCCAAGCUCAUAACGGCUGCGGAUAUUGAUGCGGAGGAUCCCUUCAAAGCCACCUUCGAGGAGGCGCCCAAGUUCUUCAAACAGGGCACCAACGUGCUGAUCGCCAACCCAGAGAGGCCCGACUCAGAGCUGUUGGCGUGUCUCAAGGAGGAGGAAAAACGAUGGCAGCUCUGCGGGCAGAAGGAGCUGACGGAGGAGGGGAACGACUUCAGCUGCGACGAGAAGCGCUCGGAGGACUUUCACUGGCGGGAGGGGGACACGGUGAAGUUCCUCGGCACCUGCAUCGAGCCCAAGCCCCUCAAGAAGGCCAUCCGAUGUCUUGCUUUUAGGGUUCCCCCCCCCUCCCCCCCAACAGGGAUUUCGGUCUUCCUUUUGACUUGCCUUUGCACCAACCAGCAGAUUUUGGCACCCUCAAAGAAAGACAGACCCGUGUGGGGUGAGCCCUUUGGACUCGUUGAGAGGCCUUGA
Molecule: messenger RNA, 627 nt
Organism: Effrenium voratum
Lineage: Eukaryota; Dinophyceae; Suessiales; Symbiodiniaceae
Source: the annotation of a GenBank genome assembly